This is a messenger RNA of Aedes albopictus (Asian tiger mosquito), 999 nucleotides long. RefSeq names its product probable 18S rRNA (guanine-N(7))-methyltransferase. Gene Ontology annotation, molecular function: rRNA (guanine) methyltransferase activity. The record is from RefSeq and is a predicted model, not a curated record. NCBI's taxonomy places the organism in Eukaryota, Metazoa, Arthropoda, Insecta, Diptera, Culicidae. The coding region runs from base 126 to 953 and encodes 275 amino acids. Gene Ontology annotation, biological process: rRNA (guanine-N7)-methylation. Gene Ontology annotation, cellular component: nucleolus. The transcript is spliced from 3 exons.
GUUUUUAUCUCCGCUUCUCGUAUCAGAAGACAUGUGCUCAUUUUACCGGUGCAGAAAUUAUCAAGAAAUUUGUUAAAAAAUCAGUUUUUUUUUUGCUAUUUAGUCAAUUAGUUCAUCCCCUAGAAAUGGCACGUCGCCCUGAGCAUUUGGCUCCACCAGAAAUCUUCUACAACGAAGAUGAAGCCCGCAAAUACACAAACAAUACCCGCAUCAUCGACAUCCAGGUACAGAUGUGCGAACGGGCCAUCGAGCUGCUAGCGCUGCCGGAAGACGACACCCAUCUGAUCUUGGACAUCGGGUGCGGUUCGGGUCUGUCCGGCAGCGUACUGGAAGAGCAGGGUCACGUCUGGGUGGGCGUUGACAUCGCCAAGGCCAUGCUGGAUGUGGCCGUCGAGCGGGAAGUCGAAGGCGACCUCAUCCUGGGCGACAUGGGACAGGGAAUGCCAUUCAAGGCCGGUACCUUCGAUGGGGCCGUUUCGAUUUCGGCGCUGCAGUGGCUCUGCAAUGCCGACAAGAAAUCGCACGAACCGCACAAGAGAUUGUACCAGUUCUUCAGCACACUGUUUUCCUCAUUGACACGAAACGCCCGGGCAGUGUUUCAGUUCUACCCGGAGAACUCCGAUCAAAUCGAACUGGUGACAACGCAGGCAAUGAAGGCCGGCUUCUACGGUGGCCUAGUGGUGGACUACCCGAAUUCGUCCAAGGCGAAGAAAUACUUUCUGGUGCUGAUGACGGGUGGAAUGGUAAAACUGCCGGCAGCGCUCGGAACAGACGAGGAUUCGAGCCAAAUUCCGUACAGUAGAAAGCGCGAGUUGGCACGUAACGCUCGCGGAAAGCCCCUGAAGAAAUCCCGAGAGUGGGUUCUGCAGAAGAAGGAACGCCGGCGUCAGCAAGGAAAUGAUACCCGAACCGAUUCGAGGUAUACCGCGAGGAAACGAAGUGGCCGUUUCUAAGGUAGGUGGAGGUGUACGGUUUUUGUAUAAAUUAUUAUAAAUGAAA